CUACGUGUUUCUCUGUUCUCUACUUUCACAUUUGCACAGCGAAAAAGGUUGGUAACCCCAAAUCCAAAAAGAAUAUACUGCACAGUACAGCUGCACUGAAUCCAAUUAAUAAGACAAACCUACACAGCCUGAGCUUGUUGACAAGCAUGGUACACCAUUGCUUAUUCGCUCUUUUUGGUAAAUUUCAUGAUCAACAACCAACCAUGUAAUAUUUCGUUGAAGUCGAAGAAAAACAAAUACUACAAAAAAGGAGAGCUGGUUUAUAUUUCAUGAAAAAAGGAAAAAAAAUGAGUGUUUCCUUGACGGUGAUGACCUUUAAUCUUCAUGAUGAUCAGGCUGAAGAUAGUCCAAAUUCAUGGGAGAAGAGGAAGGAUUUGUGUAUUAGUGUCGUCACUAGUUAUUCUCCUAUGAUUCUUUGUACUCAACAAGGUGUGAAAACACAGUUGGAUUAUCUUCAGCAGUGCUUGCCAGGUUAUGGUCAAUUUGGAAUAUCAAGAAAAGGAUCUCAAGACAGCCUAGAUGAACACUGUACUAUCUUCUAUGACAAGGAAAAAGUAGAGCUGCUAGAAGAUGGAACAUUUUGGCUAUCAGAGUCGCCUUCUGUCCCAGGAAGCAUGUCAUGGGGUGCUGCAGUUCCAUGUAUUGCAACGUGGGCUACAUUCCAAUUGAAAGGGAUUGAGCCCCCAGGCUUUUCAUUGCAGAUAGUGAAUACAAACAUGGACGAGUUUAGUCCUCGUGCACGUAGACGAAGUGCUUUACUCACAUGGCAACACAUUGCAUCCUUACCUCCUAGCUUACCAGUUGUGUAUUGUGGAGGAUUUAACACACACAAAGAAUCAACUACAGGACGUUUUCUUCUUGGGAGAUCAAGCGAGCAUGGUGUAGUGGGAGAUAUGAGGGAUACAUGGCCCAAUGCUCAAGUGAGGAAAAAUGUUUCCCUCGUACACACUUUCCAUGAUUUCAAAGGUGACAAGCAAGGAGCCCUUGAGUUCUUCAAGUUAAUCUUGAGGGCACUCUGCCUCUGCUGGGACCGCCAAACACAGGAUCUGCAUGUAGAUUGGAUUCUUUUCAGAGGUAGAUCUUUGAUUCCUGUCCAGUGCGAAGUGGUGAAUGAUAAUAUAAACGGGCGCUAUCCAUCCUCACACUACCCUAUAUUUGCCGAGUUUAUGCUUCCUCGUUCCGUGAGACUGCUUGAGCCACCUCUUACUGCAGAAGAAAAUCCGCUUGCUGUCUGAUUUGAAGUUGAUCCUUCCCUCCUCUCCCAUUCUUGUUCUUUCCCAUUAAACAGUAAGAGUAUCAACUGUCAUUCAUUGGUUUCAGUGAGAAUUUAGGUAUCUAUAUAUUUCAAGCACAACAUUCUUUUUUUGGGCUAUACAAGGAUAUUCCACUGAUUUACUCUUGAUUGUAUCCAAAAGCCACUGUAGUUUUUUCAUACAGGAUAAAUUAUUGACAGCCCUUUACGUUGAGCUGCUACUUUCUCA
Populus trichocarpa (black cottonwood) is the source of this 1481-nucleotide messenger RNA. RefSeq lists its product as uncharacterized. The record is from RefSeq and is a predicted model, not a curated record. The transcript has 7 exons. Bases 270 to 1235 code for a protein of 321 amino acids. Gene Ontology annotation, molecular function: 3'-5'-RNA exonuclease activity. NCBI's taxonomy places the organism in Eukaryota, Viridiplantae, Streptophyta, Magnoliopsida, Malpighiales, Salicaceae.